UCUAAUAUAAAUUAAAUUUGAUACUAAUCUAUCCUUAAAAAUUUUUUUCUUUAAACUUGAAGUCUCUUGUACCUAUUUUUUUACAAGAAAUUAUUAUAAAAAUAAAUUGGAAAGAAAAUGUUCAUACGUUGAAAAUUGACAAUUUUCUCGGUGUAUACACGAAACACAUCUUUUUCUCUAGCAGACUUAAACACUCGAAUCGAUAACGAGAAAAGAAGAGAAAAAGAAAUGAAGAGAAGAGAGACGAUGGGAAAGGAGAAAGAAUUAUUGCAAGUAGUCCAGGAUGCUUCUCUGAUACCCUACCAGAUCAUUCAAGUGUGAUCAACCUACGAAAAGAGAGACUGGGAAAUUUAACCCUUCGCCGAGCGGAUCCAUUCCUAGCGAAGAAUUCCACUCGAUUCUCUCGUCCCGUAAUUCGAUUCAUUUUUAAUUCGAAACUAAUCGCCCUUCCUCUCACAUGGGGCUUUACGAUUUAAUUUACAGGCAUUGUGAAUAAAGGCUCUCUCAGAGCUCGCAUUACAUAAUUAUAUUCUUUACGAAUCACGCUUGUUCGUUAAUAUGUAAUCUCUCGUCUCGCGUAUAACCAAAACCGACCUAACUUCGCCUUUCUCUAUCCGUAGUAAAUACAGGCGUAGUGAAUACGGCGAGAUCAUCCUUCGGCAUGUUUCUCAAUUACAGGUAUUCGCCUUUUGUUCUCACGAGUGCGGUGCCCGCUCGUUGUUGAACUGCACGACCGUAUAUAUACACGCGACUAUCGGUCAAAUUGUGAAUAUUACUAAGUACAUGGAUAACAAAGUAAUCGAGACGAGUAAAGUUGGCAAAAGGGCAAACGGCAUUAAAAUAACUAGAGAGCAUGAAGCGCGUUUACAUAUGCGUGUGUAUUCUCACAACCUCAUUCUCAUCGAUUAACUUUGGCAUUUCGAUAGAAAUGGUGGAAUCGCGCUAUCGAGGACACUGUAGCGCCUGUUAUAUAUUUUGCAUACCGGUUCUGUGUGCUCACAGUUAUGUAACUGAGUGUGACAUGACACGAGAUAGUUCUUCUUGCUAAACGCUUCGUUAGCGUUUCAAGCCUAAACUUUGUAAAUGAAGAAAAUUCUAGAACUAAAAUAAUACAUGAUUAUAAAAUAAUGUUUGAUCGCUCACUUUGAUUUACCAGUUAUUUGAUUUCUAAUUUUUUUUUAUGUCGACAAUAAAUGUAUGUUCCUAUAAUAUUCACAACAUCAUGAUUUUAUUUUAACAAACAAAGUACCGCGGAAGAAGUAAGUUUCGCUAUUUAACUUCUUAUCUGUACUUGUUCCGCGCUGUGCGAGAUAAAAUAAUUUACAUUUAAGAGAGAUAGCCUUUGAAAUAAAGGUGUUUAAUAAGCGUCGUUUAGUUUUUUUUUUUUUUCCCCCCCAAGAAUAUUACCGCACAGAGCUACUCCACGGUACUCUGCUCUAUUUCGCUAAUACUAGCAACCCAGCUUAUCUAAAAGCAAAGACAAAUUCUGAUCAGAUAUAGCCACAGAAGUUGACCAUUUAAUUACUCCUUUGGAGUAACACGCGAUCACGCAAACUACAUUUAGGAACAAGCUCUGAAACGAAACGGCGUAUAAGUCGGCGUAUUCAUAAAAAAGUUAAGACACGCGUUUUUCGAGAUUACUGUACAAAGUUUCACGGCGCGAUUAAUGAAGAUAUGAAUAAUACACGAGUGUCUUGUACAAUCCUAAGAAUUUGGAUCACUUUGGACGCCUAUCGCGGUAUUACUUUGGUUUCCGUGCCAAGAUCGCACGGAACAAUGAGCGUCGUACUCCGGGAAAUCCUCUGGCACCGCUUGCUGCGGCAGCUGCUACGCUAACUUGUGAAUUGAAUACCAUUGACUCCAUUGAUAUUAAGUGAAAAUGCUACAGUCAGAUUGUAUUAUCAGCUUUUGGCUGGCGUUCUACUAGCCGCAGACGAGAUUAAUGGAAUGUACACGAUUCUAUUACCAAAUCUAUGAAGAAAAUAUUAAGCUGAUGGAAAAUGCGCUGCGAGGAAAUAUUUUCUGUUUUUUCUCGCGAUCGAUACAAUUGCGUCGAAAAAUACGGCGGGCCGCUGUUCUCCUUUCUUUCCGCAUCGCGUGCGUUGAGAGCGACGUGAACGAGAAUCUGGUGCAAGCAAGAAGAGGUGAAAGCAAAAGUUUCAUACGUGCAAAAAGCGAGAGGAGGAUGCGCUCUCAAAUGGGUCAUCCGCUGUCAAGUUCAAGGUCAUGCAACAUGUCAGAGACGAGCUUCCGUACCGGAUGCAUUUGCAUUGUGUGUCACAGCCCGUGACACCUACAAAACCCAUGACAUUGAACGCCCACGUGCUCCGAGCGGAAUUCGAGGCACAAAAAACCGAAAAAUAUUCUCAAUAACCUGAUAUUCGAUCAAUAAAUCUAUUUCAUGUGAUACAAGUGAUUUCCAUUCUUGUUAAUUAAUUAUUAGAUUAUCCUUUAUCAACGAUAUGUUUUAUCAUUAACCAUGCAAUUAAAAAUUAUUCUGCUACAACGUACAUUAAAUUGUCCAAAUCUUGGUUACGUUUAAAUCACUUGAUAAUGCGUAGAAGUGAUUACAGCCGAGAACAUGUUUGCACAGAUUAUCCAAGGCCAAACGUUUCCAUUCAUCGGCUUCAAGCACAACAUGGUCAGACCGCUGGUACCGGAAGUCUUUAAUUAAAGCGUGUCGAAAUGGUAACAGACGCGACAAAUUCUCUCCUGACUACCUUUGAAGAAAUGUUUCCAAUAUCACACGUGUAUCGAUACGUGCUUCAAAUUGACAUUCAACCAAUAAAAAAAUUUUUUAAAAACGAAAAUUAUAUUUAACUAAAGUAACGCGUACUUCUGACGAGAUGUACCUAAUAAAACCGCUUCCGCAGACCAACGUCUGACGUGGCAAAUUGGCCUAUCAAUUCCAAUUAAGUUUAAAAGACACUCGUCGACUUUUUUACGAUCGCGCCCAUUAACCGCGAUUUGCACGUGGCUCGUCUGACAGGCAGUUCCCAGAAGAUACCUUGGGCAACAGCACCUGGCAUGCAGAGGCGAUUCGACCCGUGUAGUCUGCCCGCCGCGAACUCCUCGUUACGUAAAACGACGACGCGAGUUGCGCGAGGCUCGAGACGUUCAGUUACACGAGAGAUAGACGAGCGAGCGCUUAGGCGUUGAUGCCCCGAUCUUCCUCGAGAUGCCCGGAGUCUCGAGUUCCCUCACCUGCCCGAAUGGUUAACUGCUUGCGUAAUCGGAGAGCGCUUUAAGACGAUAUCACCGCGCUUUUUUUUUUACGAGAACUGGAAAUGGAGACGUAAUGAGGCAAUAAUAGAGAAAUAAGGAUAAUGUUAAUAUGUACUCGCGCGGUUGGGGAUUCCGAUUGGGGAUCGUGAAACAAUGCGAAUAUCGAUACCGAUUUCUUCGCGAGUACCAAGUGUACCUUAAACGUCGCGGCUAUUACAUAUAGGCUCGUAAAUCUCUUUUGCCAGCAAGGUGAUGAUCGGAUUUAAUAGCGCGCUCCCACAUGGGCGUAUUAAUCUGUCGGACAAACACGUGCGAAAUCGCAAAUGCCGUUUUCAAUCCUCCCAACUCUAAUCUCUACACGGCGAUUUUUUUUCCUCUCUAAAACAACACGGCACGCCACCAUCAAUAUUAUCUGUACACUCUCGCGCUCCAUCCAUCGCGCUUGUAAAACAACAUCUGCCAAUACAUCAAACUAAUCCCUUUCGAUUCACACUUGACUCACUUCUCUCGCUUAUACUUGUGUCAUGAUUAACGAGAUAUAGAAUCAGUAGCUUAUUCAACAUCGGCUCUGAUAAACAUUUAUGAGAGACACUCAAAGAGUUUCGUAUCGACACAGAUAAAAACUUGUGAAAGGGUGAGCAGAUACGAACGAUUACGAGCUGAAUUGGCAUAGAUUGAGGACGCAGACUGCCGUUUAAAAACCUAGCGAUUGAAAGUGGAAACGGCGCAAUUAAAACGGAGCGGUGCUCCCGGCACGGCGGUGAUAAAAUUCCAUUCGACAUUCGCAACUUGCGAGAGAGGCAAGAAUUAAUAGCGAGGGGCGAGUAAUCUCGCAACCUCGCGAAUGCCAUAAGAGCGGCGGCAUCGCGUGGAAGGAGGGAAAAAAGUGACGAAGAACUUACGCACACGCGUGGUGCGUGUGUUUCACGUUGCGUUUGCGUGCAUUUGUAUAUACGCGGUUACUGCGCGCGCGCGCGCGUGCGUGCGUGCAUGUGUUUCAUGAUUCGCCGCGCUCACGGGGAGGACCUAGAUAGAUCAACACCGGCGGCGACGGCACAACCGCUGCAUUCCAUCCGUCGUAAAAGUGCAUGCGGAGCUCCAAGGACUACGAGUCGGCGGGACGACGGCAAACAGAAAGAGGAGGAUGGUGGUGGUGGUGGUGGUGGUGGUGGUGGCGGCAGAGAAACGUGAGAGGAGGCGAAAUUCAAAAAGGGAAACUUCGCAGCAGAGGGACACGACGAGGAAUGCCAGCUAGCGUUGUCGCAAUUCUCUUGGGCAAUCUCCCCCCCGAGACGCCGUACGGGACGUAUUUCACCCUCCCGCGUAUCGUCGAGAAGCUAAUUACGGAGAUCGUCGCGUCGCAAAAUUAGUUUAUUAAAAAAAAAUCUGUGAAAAGUAAACAUCGCGCAUUAUUAUUGCUUUACGAGUAGUUUCGAGAAUUUUUAAGCGAUUUUUUUAGGUGACGGUCUUGCGAUAAUACCUGAUAAGAAAAAAAUUACUGCACGUCAUUAUUACGUAAAUUAUUCGAAACCACUCUGACUUUUAAUGAUCCGCGCAUGAAUACAUAGUGGGAAGGUAAUAUCGCUCGCGGUCGCGCUGGCGUAAAUAGCGCCCGCCGAAUAGAUGUAAAAUCACGAUCCGCACUUAAUGAAUUCUCACCUGUCAAUGUAUAUAAAUGUACAUUGAUUAAUAUUCUUACAAGUGGAAUUGUAAAUACAAAAGCGAACGUAAAGCACUUUACAGAUGUUACGCAGUCUGCGAAGGCCUGACGAGAUACACUUGUUUAUUUAUCAGAAAAGAUUUGAAGAGCGAAGAUGUCGCAAAUAAUUUUUUUUUUUAAGACGAAACAAAGAGAAAAUUGAAAAUAGCAAAACGUAUAGAGCGAAUGAUUUGAAUAGCUGUCCGAGGAAACACCUUAUCGGCCUGCCUACAUCCUAUUUUAGUUCCGCACAAAGCGGUUUUACUUUACUUUAGCCGCCCGUUUUCCUAGAACAGAUGGUUAACUAGAACGCGACAAAAGUGUGCGAAUCGAUGACACGUAUCGUUUUACUCGCGGUCUGCAAAGGGCGCAUUCGCAAAUUGAUAUCGCGAGGAUAAAAACGCAAUUAAAAGCCAGAUAUUUGCGACUUGCGGGCAUAAACUAGUGAAAAAAAACAUAAUUCGUCGUGGGCUUGGCUUUAUUUUCCCGCAAAUGCCUUACUAACACUUCGAAUAUACUUCGUAAAUAAGAAACCGGGAGGGGGGGAUGUAUCACUAAAUAUAUUGCAGCUAUUUGGAAUAACAAGACCGCGACACAUUUGGAUGAAUCAAUUAGCAAGUAAAUAAUUCUCUCAUUUUAAGAGAGAGAGAGAGAGAGAGAGAGAGAGAGAGAAAGAGAGUAGAAAAUCAAUCGUAAUCAACUGAGACCAGGAGGGGGAGUUGAGAAUUACAUGGUUAAUUUAUCGCUCGGCGAAACACAGUUCGCUAGUUACGGAAACAAAAUAUCUCGCCGUUCUGCUGGCGGGAGAAAGAGAGACGCGGAUCUACGCGCGCGGAAGUUCUAUUUUUCCGAUAUCUAAUUAAGAGUUUCGCCAUCCAUCGUGCGCGAGAGAUAGCGGAACUUGCCGUCGUUUUAUUGAAGUCGCGGAGUCUUUCGCAGCGAAUAAAAUAAACCAUUAAUUUCCGCCUUUUCCGCGGAAAGCUAAAAUGUCCGGAGACGCUCCUCUUCUUUCGCUUCUUAAUCUUUCCGGUUUGUAUACGCGGUCAUAUCCGCUAAAUAAAUAAUCCAAUUGUAAUACACAGAUAGGAACACCUUCCCACCCUUUUAAUACAAUUUAAUAUCCAUUGAACCGUCGAGAUACUAGAGAGCCCGAAAUACCGCAACGCCUAAGGGCUUCAGCCCGACACGAGUGCUUCAUUGCAAAUUGCGAUUGCAAAUAAUACGAAUACAUCCAUCAUCCUGCUGCCUCUCCCUUUUCCCUCCUCAUUUCCACCUUCUCCUCCUCCUCCUCCUCCUGCUGCUGCUGUGUUGCUCCUUCCUCCCGUAUCGAUUACGUCGCGCGUGGGAAAUAAUCGACGCCGUGCGCGAGUGACGUCGUCCUACGACGAUUCGUUUAGCGUGAAAACACAAGCCUCGCUAGGCUGGAUUGUAAAAUUACGCGCAACUAGGUCAAUUCGCCGCCGUCCACGUGUUAUUACGCGCGCGCGAUGUCAGUGUUACGCCGACUGCUACGUGCUGAAAGUGCCGGACCUGUUUUAAGUGAUAAAAGUGUAAUCAAGGUUGACCAGCGCGCGGCUGUGGCGGUCGAUCCCUUUGCAUAAAUCGUGAGACCAAGCCGCGCACGGCGGAGACUGCAAAGUAAUCGAGGCUAACUGUAACUCGCGCGAGUUUUCUCAAGACCUAGAAUCGCAGGCGUACCGCGCGUGUUUCAACCAACAACACUCCACCUCCAACGUUGGCUAAUGCUAAUCGCCGGUUAACUCGUUUUCUCCGCCUCCGUUUACGCGUUGCAGAUAGAGCUAAACGAAAAUAACAUCUUUACGUUCGUUCUUAAGACCCAAGUUCGCAAAUACGUUCGAGGGUUUUCGAUAAAAUAAUCCGAUGAACCGUAGUCCGUAACCGGUGUUGUCGGUCGGUAUGUACACACGUCGGUGACCGUUACUCCCUUGCAAUUCUCUUUCGCGCGACAUGAAAAUUCUAAAAAAAGGGAAAAAAAUACAACGUUAGCUACGGGGCGUUAGCUUUGUCCGCGCACCUGCUAUCAGAGUCUGACACUUCCUCUUUCUCGCCGCAAGGGAAAACAAAUUCAACCUACAAAACGGCAUCUAGUGAAAUGAACGCCGUCGAUCUCAACAAACUCCGUCAAAUUGAGAGGGAAAUCGAUUGUUAUAAGCCGAUGUUGCGAAGCUACCGCGACAAGUACGAGAACAUAGAGACGGAGAUUUGCGACGUGAGGCAAUUGCAACGGAAAGCACGGUUUGUGCUGGAUAAUGUGCGGUCGGAGGAGGAGGAUCUUCAUGCGAGUUUCAGGAAUUUACGUCUGAACUACGAGGCGUGCGUAGAAAGGUCGAGUGGUUACGAAGAUCCAAAUGAGACAAUUCACGCGAAGAUAAACGAGCUGACAACGAUGCGGAGGAAGCUGAUGGAAGAGCUGACGCAAUUUAGAAAAAAGGCGGACAAUCAUGGACAAAAGCUCGCUCGCGUAAAAGCUAUGAUCACAGAACAAGAAAAAAGAAAUGCAACACAGCUUCAAAAAUUGAAGGAGAUAUCCGAGAACAUCAUCAUACCCAUUUCGCCGAAUAUAAGCAAACGGAUAGACACCGUUCUAAGACAUCAGGAGAUAAACGAAGGCGAUGAUGUGAUUGAUAAUACUAUGCAAUAAAAUUUUCAUAUAAAUACGAAACACUUUUUUGUACAUUAUAAAUAUUUAAAAUGUUAAUAUGUUUACAUAAAUAUCACAUGU
This is a messenger RNA of Monomorium pharaonis (pharaoh ant), 7667 nucleotides long. RefSeq lists its product as uncharacterized. Lineage: Eukaryota; Metazoa; Arthropoda; Insecta; Hymenoptera; Formicidae. The transcript has 3 exons. The record is from RefSeq and is a predicted model, not a curated record. The coding region runs from base 7038 to 7586 and encodes 182 amino acids.